CCUAGCGCCAGACACGGGUACUGGUCUCACUUGCUGUGCCGGAGUGUUGCUGCUCAACAUCGAACACGGUCGCACUUAUGGACAGGCGCCCGUAGCUCCGGGAUUCCUUCACCCAGACGUCACGCCUAACUGUCGUUCCUGGGCUUUUCCGCCUGACUGUUUCGGACCAUUCCGCCCCGCGAGCAGGCCCACGGGACUUUGGCUGAGAAAAGUGCUGGUGCUUCGGUGGCGAGCGAGCGCGCGCGGAGAAGUGUCCUCGAUGGCUGGCUGGAAGGACGGAUCGGUGCAGGAGAAGUACCGGCUGGUGGUGGUCGGAGGCGGCGGCGUCGGGAAAUCAGCCCUGACGAUCCAGUUUAUUCAGUCUUACUUCGUCACUGACUACGACCCCACGAUUGAAGACUCCUACACCAAGCAGUGUGUGAUCGACGAGAGGGCGGCCAGACUCGACAUUCUCGACACGGCUGGACAGGAAGAGUUCGGAGCCAUGCGAGAACAAUACAUGAGGACAGGGGAGGGUUUCCUGCUCGUCUUCUCCGUCACUGACAGGGGAAGCUUUGAAGAAAUCUACAAAUUCCAAAGACAGAUUCUACGAGUCAAAGACAGAGAUGAAUUCCCCAUGAUUCUCGUCGGGAACAAAGCAGACCUGGAGCCACAUAGGCAGGUAACCCAAGAAGAGGGUCAACAGCUGGCUAGACAGUUAAAAGUGACUUACAUGGAGGCGUCGGCCAAAAUCCGCAUGAAUGUAGACCAGGCUUUCCACGAGCUGGUUAGAGUUAUCAGGAAAUUCCAAGAACAGGAAUGUCCUCCAUCACCAGAACCGACAGGAAAAGAGAAAGACAAGACCGGCUGCCAUUGUGUGAUCGUCUGAGUCUGCCUGCCUUAUUACUGUAUCUCAUGCAGCUACACUUUCGCCUGACAGCACAUCCUGAGUGGAUGACUGACCGCUGCCUUCUCCAUGUGCAUGACUCCAGUCAACUCUGGGAUGCUGUGACCAGGAAUCACAGCCCCUGGGACAUCGUCGCGGGCAUCGCUAUGGACAAUGCCAAAUUUCUAACACCACUCUACCUUCAGCCAUAAUCUAGUUCCCAGAGCCCCAACACUAAACAUUGCCUUCUGAAAUCAGCCUGACGUGAUCUCUUUUUGUACUCUGAAGGACUCUUCUUGCCUUGUAGUGAUUUGUACUUGCGACCGAGAUUGAUUGAAAACCAUUUAUCUAGAAUGUUAAUGACUUUCUUUAGAUUCAAGUGUCUGACCUGAACAUAGAGAUUAUCUCAUAAGAAGCUUGUGUGUAUGUCGUGCCAUCUCUACUCUCCAUGUUCUAACCGGCUGUUGUACAUAUGUGACAUUUGUUGUGAUUUUCAAAGUGUAUUUCUAAUGAUGAACUAUUAAAUCACCACUGUACAGUGUGGGAGACGUUUGGUUUUACACUUGCAAAGGUGAAUUUACCAGGUUGUAAAUAUAUAUGGACCUUAAAGCUGAACCAGUGUAGAACUUCAGUUUUCUUGACUUAAGUCUCUAUGAGUUCUAGUUCACCAUUUCGAGUGGGAUGGACAAAGAUCUUGACACUGUUUUGUAUCUUAUGAACAUUGAAUUUACUCAUCUAUUUGACAGACUAACAAAAGUUUGCUUUUUUGUUUCAAGAAAAUCAUUCCAGUUUUGUCACAUUUUACUUACAGUUCACACCACAACACCUUAAUUUAUCUGAAUUAUUUUGAUGGGAGUCCAACACAGAAGUUUUGAGGUGCCCAGCGAAUUACUCUGUGGUGGGACGUGACUCGCAGUCAUCACCACAGACCGGACACCGAUGCGUCUGCCUUCAAUUCUCCCUGGGGUUUUUCUUUUUUCCUGGUGUCUUCUUCAGCAAAUGGGGUUAAAGAACAAAAUAAAACUACUUUUUUUUACAUAUUUCUUUUCAAACCUUUUUUAUAAUCCCUCUCCCAUCAAAGCUGUGCUUGAUGUAAAAUGGUCCGUUCUGAUUUUAAAGUUUUGCCCAAAUAUGACAGCAAAUGGUGUGUACAAUGAAAGAAAAGUAUGUUUACCUGGCUGCAAUCCAGAGUUAAAAGACUUUGUUAACAAGAAAAUGAGCAUCGUCCCAAAGAAAAAAAAAACACUAUUUGCCUUCUUUUUUUUGAGUUGUUCUCUUCCCAUCCACAUCUGUCUUUUACCAUGUGUUUAGCUCCAGUUGCUAAAUAAAAUAUAUCAGUUGUA
Molecule: messenger RNA, 2208 nt
Organism: Synchiropus splendidus (mandarinfish)
Lineage: Eukaryota; Metazoa; Chordata; Actinopteri; Syngnathiformes; Callionymidae
Gene: rras2
Product: RAS related 2
Exons: 6
Coding region: 260-868 (202 amino acids)
Biological process (GO): signal transduction
Cellular component (GO): plasma membrane
Molecular function (GO): GTPase activity; GDP binding; GTP binding
Source: RefSeq, a predicted model, not a curated record